UAAUUGAUACAAACCAUGAUCAUAUUGAUACAAUUGAUCAUGUUGAUAAGCCUGUAUUAUAUAAGCGCGAAUUAGUUUGGCGAAAUAUAAUUCUGAUGGCAUUAUUACAUUCAUCGGCGGUCUAUGGCCUGUAUUUGGCUGUAUAUGCGGCUCAGUUCAAGACUAUUAUGUUUAUGAACUUCAUUGCUUUCGUCUCUUCAUUAGGCAUUCAAUGUGGCGCUCAUAGGCUUUGGUGUCACCGCACAUAUAAAGCCAAACUCCCGCUUCAGAUAAUACUAAUGGUAUUGCAAACAAUGGCCCUUCAAAAUGACAUCUACGAGUGGAGUCGUGACCAUCGGUUGCACCACAAGUACAGCGACACCGACGCCGACCCACACAACUCGCGGCGCGGGUUUUUCUUCUCACACGUCGGUUGGCUUUUGUGUAAAAAACAUCCGGAAGUGAAGGAAAAGGGAAAGACUAUAGACAUGAGUGAUCUCCAGACCGACCCUUUGAUCCGAUUUCAGCGCGCGUUUUAUAUACCAUUAUUGGCACUGAUUUGGGCCGCAAUUCCCACUUUUAUACCCCAUUAUUAUUGGGGCGAAACCCUAUGGAACUCAUGGUUUCCGUACGACAAGAGUAUAGUUCCCGUUGAGGCAAAUAUGAGGCACUUUUUAGUGGGCGAAGGCUUUCAUAAUUAUCACCACACGUUCCCCUGGGAUUACUCGGCCUCAGAGUUGGGAGCAAUCGAUACGUUCAAUCCGGCGACGGCUUUCAUAGACAUGUUUGCGGCCAUCGGUUGGGCCUAUGAUCUGAGAAAGGCAUCCAAUGAUGUGAUAAAGAGUCGACAGACCAGAUGUGGUGACAUUCACUAUACGUUCAGAUCACGACUUUCUGAACAAAUCGUCGGUUCAUUUGUGGUAUUUUUGCCGAUU
Molecule: messenger RNA, 914 nt
Organism: Medioppia subpectinata
Lineage: Eukaryota; Metazoa; Arthropoda; Arachnida; Sarcoptiformes; Oppiidae
Source: the annotation of a GenBank genome assembly